Molecule: messenger RNA, 1499 nt
Organism: Paramisgurnus dabryanus
Lineage: Eukaryota; Metazoa; Chordata; Actinopteri; Cypriniformes; Cobitidae
Product: nuclear protein AMMECR1-like
Source: RefSeq, a predicted model, not a curated record
GCCAGGGGGGACCAAAUUGCUCAUGAAAGCUGAUUGAAGAGCUAUGGGUCUGAUCGCUCGCGCGCGUAAAGAAUGGUUUAUCAUCGGUAUCGUCCUCGUGAUCACGUGCGCUAAGCUCGCGCCGUUCGUGGGAGUAAAAGGAGAGCGGAUGGCGGCCGGGUGCUGCGGGGUGAAGAAGCAGAAGUUGUCGGGAUCCCCUGGGGCGGGGGGUCCCGGCGGGGCGAGAAGCGGGGUUUCCGGGACCGGACAUUGUGGAUCGGAAUUGGGCAUCAGGUCGUCGUCGACUGUUGUGGCCGGGAACGUAAAUCGGGUGAACGGCCUGGGGUGUCCAGGGGGUAGUAGUAGUAGCAACACCAAUGCUCUAUCCCCAACUCCAGGAGGCUAUAAAUCAACCGGCCUCUCCCCGAACCUCGGUCCCGGACCUGGCUCAGGGAGCGGGGCUAGGAAAAUGGUUGUUUCGGCGGAGAUGUGUUGCUUCUGUUUCGACGUGCUUUAUUGCCAUCUAUACGGAUACCAGCCUCCUCGAACACCCAGGUUUACAAACGACCCUUACCCACUGUUUGUCACUUGGAAAAUCGGCCGGGACAAGCGGUUGAGGGGUUGUAAAGGUACAUUUUCUGCCAAGAACCUGAACUCAGGACUCAGGGAGUACACCCUCACCAGUGCCCUUAAAGACAGCCGCUUUCCACCCACGACGAGGGACGAGCUGACCCGCCUCUUCUGCUCAGUGUCUCUGCUUAGCAACUUCGAGGAUGUUGGUGAUUAUCUAGACUGGGAAGUGGGGGUUCACGGCAUUAGGAUAGAAUAUUUGAAUGAAAACGGAUUAAAGCGCACCGCCACCUACCUGCCACAGGUUGUGAAGGAGCGAGGAUGGAACCACAUUCAGACCAUAGAUUCCUUACUUCGAAAGGGAGGUUACAAAGCUCCCAUCACAAAUGACUUCAGGAAGACUAUUAAGUUGACCAGGUACCGUAGUGAAAAGAUGACAAUCAGCUACGCAGAAUACAUCGCCCACCGGCAACACCAUCACUACCAGAACGGCAUUGGGGAAAAAGUGGCAUUGUAAAAUGCAGAUAUAAAAACACAAGUAAAGAUAGUGCAAAUGAUGAAUGACUGUAAAAUUACUAAAUUUAAACCUCCAGUAGUAAUUCGGUCAAACACAACAAAUAAAGAUGUACAUUUUCUCUACAUUAUCAGUAAUAAAAGAUACAAAAAAUCAGGUAAGGCACCAAGGGAAGUGUAAACCUCCAAGUACUUAACAAGUACAUACAGUGCUGAACUAAAUGGUGCAAACACAAGCACAACAGGUAAAGUGACUUUGUAAAAUACAGAUGUAACAACACAUGCAACAAUGAGUGCAAAUAAUGUAUACGUGUAAAAUCACUGAAUUAAAACAUUCAGUGUUAACUGGAUGAAAUCCAAACAACCAUGUAAAGUUGCCAUGACAGAAAAACACCAAAAAUCUAAGGCAACAAGUGAGGUAAAAAUGUACAAGCACU